Neomonachus schauinslandi (Hawaiian monk seal) is the source of this 5613-nucleotide messenger RNA. RefSeq names its product eukaryotic elongation factor 2 kinase (gene EEF2K). NCBI's taxonomy places the organism in Eukaryota, Metazoa, Chordata, Mammalia, Carnivora, Phocidae. Gene Ontology annotation, molecular function: ATP binding; elongation factor-2 kinase activity; calcium ion binding. The record is from RefSeq and is a predicted model, not a curated record. Gene Ontology annotation, biological process: protein phosphorylation.
CCCGGAUCCGACGCCGGACGCCCCGCGCUGCCGCUGCCCCAGCUCCCCUGACUGUCGCCUGCGCUCCCGCCCCUGGCAAGCGUCCCCAGCGCCCCGGGAUCGUUCCAGCGGCCCAGCGCGCCCCGUGAUCGUGCCGGCGGCCCCGCGCCCCGAGAUCGAUCCGACCGCCCUGCGCGGCCCCCGCUGCCUCCCCGGAGCGCCGGCUCGUGCGCCCCGCUCGCUGCUCCCCGGCACUCUCGGGGGGCCCGCCCGCCCUGCACCCUGGAGCACCGGGCCGCGAGCCUCUGCCAACUCCUCUGGAUCUUCGCGGCCGUGGGCAGCGGCUGCAGUGCCUGUCCGCCCGAGGGAGGACCCGCACCGCUGUGUUUGCCCUGCAGCUCUGGUUCUGCUGCCCACCCCUUGGGUAACACGGGCACCCCGGGAACAUGGCAGACGAAGACCUCAUUUUCCGCCUGGAAGGUGUUGAUGGCGGCCAGACCCCCCGGGCUGGUCACGACGGCGAGUCCGAGGCCGACAGUGACGAUGAGGAAGAUUACUUCAUCUGCCCCAUCACUGAUGACCCCAGGUCACACCAGAAUGUCAAUUCCAAGGUUAAUAACUACUACAGCAACCUAACGAAGAGUGAGCAGUAUGGCUCCAGCGGGUCCCCUGCAAGCUCCUUCCAUUUUAAGGAAGCUUGGAAGCAUGCAAUCGAGAAGGCCAAACACAUGCCUGACCCCUGGGCUGAGUUCCACCUGGAGGAUAUAGCCACGGAAUGUGCCACGCGUCACAGGUACAAUGCUGUCACCGGGGAGUGGCUGGAAGAUGAAGUUCUGAUCAAGAUGGCGUCGCAGCCCUUCGGCCGUGGAGCGAUGAGGGAGUGCUUCAGGACGAAGAAGCUCUCCAACUUCCUGCACACUCAGCAGUGGAAGGGGGCCUCCAACUACGUGGCAAAGCACUACAUCGAGUCCGUGGACAGGGACGUGUACUUUGAGGAUGUGCGUCUACAGAUGGAGGCCAAGCUCUGGGGAGAGGAGUAUAAUCGGCACAAGCCCCCCAAGCAGGUGGACAUCAUGCAGAUGUGCGUGGUGGAGCUGAAGGACAGACCGGGCAAGCCUCUCUUCCACCUGGAGCACUAUAUCGAGGGCAAGUACAUCAAGUACAACUCCAACUCAGGCUUUGUUCGUGAUGACAACAUGCGCCUGACACCACAGGCCUUCAGCCACUUCACAUUUGAGCGUUCCGGGCAUCAGCUGAUUGUGGUAGACAUCCAGGGUGUGGGCGACCUCUACACUGACCCGCAGAUCCACACCGAGAAGGGCACUGACUUUGGAGAUGGCAACCUAGGUGUCCGGGGGAUGGCGCUCUUCUUCUACUCUCAUGCCUGCAACCGGAUUUGCAAGAGCAUGGGCCUCGCUCCCUUUGACCUCUCGCCAAGAGAGAGGGACGCCGUGAAUCAGAACACCAAGCUGCUGCAAUCGGCCAAGACCAUCUUGAGGGGGACAGAGGAAAAGUGUGGGAGCCCCCGAGUAAGAACCCUCUCUGGGAGUCGCCCCCCCCUGCUCCUUCGCCUUUCAGAGAACUCUGGAGAUGAGAACAUGAGUGAUGUGACCUUUGACUCUCUCCCUUCCUCCCCGUCUUCGGCCACACCACACAGCCAGAAACUGGACCACCUCCAAUGGCCUGUGUUCAGCGACCUUGACAACAUGGCACCCCGAGAACACGACCAUCUGGACAACCACCGGGACUCCGAAAACAGUGGAGACAGUGGAUACCCCAGUGAGAAGCGGGGUGAUCUGGAUGACCCAGAGCCCCGCGAACAUGGCCACUCAAACGGUAACCGGAGGUACGAGUCAGACGAAGACAGCCUGGGCAGCUCCGGACGGGUCUGCGUGGAGAAAUGGAAUCUCCUCAACCCCUCCCGCUUCCACCUGCCGAGACCUUCCGCUGUGGCCCUGGAAGUGCAGAGGCUUAAUGCUCUGGACCUUGAGAAGAAAAUCGGGAAGUCCAUCCUGGGGAAGGUGCAUCUGGCCAUGGUGCGCUACCACGAGGGCGGGCGCUUCUGCGAGAAGGACGAGGAGUGGGACCGCAAGUCGGCUGUCUUCCACCUGGAGCACGCAGCUGACCUGGGUGAGCUGGAGGCCAUCGUGGGCCUGGGGCUCAUGUGCUCACAGCUGCCCCACCACAUCCUGGCCGACGUCUCUCUGAAGGAGACAGAAGAGAAUAAAACCAAAGGAUUCGAAUGCUUACUGAAGGCAGCUGAAGCUGGCGACAGACAGUCCAUGAUCCUGGUGGCUCGGGCUUUUGACACAGGCCAGAACCUCAGCCCAGACAGGUCCCAAGACUGGCCAGAGGCUCUGUACUGGUACAACACAGCCCUGGAGAUGACAGACUGUGACGAGGGCGGUGAGUAUGAUGGGAUGCAAGAUGAGCCUCGGUACACGCUGCUGGCCAGGGAGGCUGAGAUGCUGUUCACCGGCGGCUGCGGGCUAGAGAAGGACCCGCAGAGAUCAGGCGACUUGUACACACAGGCAGCCGAGGCCGCGAUGGAAGCCAUGAAAGGCCGGCUGGCCAACCAGUACUACCAGAAGGCGGAGGAGGCCUGGGCGCAGAUGGAGGAGUAGCUUGCCAGGAAAAUCACUGCUGGCCAGUCCCAAGCGAAAGGGCUAAGACGUGGGGGCGGGGGGGGGCGGGUUGCGGAGAAGACUUAUUGACUUAUUUAGGGUUUUUUUUGGCGGGGAAGGGCAAGUAUUUUUAGUGUGUUAUAAAUCAACUUUUGUAUUGCGUCUUUUGACUCUUGAAAAUGUCUUUGCUAUUGGCGAAGACGCUACAGCUGUCCUUUAGGGCAGCAUCUUGGGGAGUGGGGAUUGAAAAAGCAGCGCAGUGAACCAACAUAUCGUUUUGAGCUUUUUUUUUUUUUUUUUAUUGGUCAUGAGAUCUAAGAACGUGCUUCUCUGCUAUGGAUAAAAAAUAGGGCUUUGGGCUUGGCUCACCAGCUUUUUCAGGCUGUACUGAAAUGAAAUCUUAGGCCCACAGAACUUGUUUCCUGAGCUGUGAUGAGGAAGGUAGAGCUGCACGUUAGCUUUCCAUGGGAUGUGUAUGAUCAUGACUUAGUGCAAAGCCUUACUUCUCAGAGCAUUUGGAAGCAUGAUGGCAUCCUUCUGUGGAUGUGAGAUUGCGCAGUACCCAGGCCCCCUUCCGCUGUUGGCAAAGGCCUGCACACUGACCGUUUGCUAAUCUUAUAGUUUAAUUUCCUUCCCGAAUGCAACUGAUUUUCUGAAAUACAGCCAAAUUCCGUUUUUUUUAGCAUGCUUUCUACAGUGGGCUUUAUAAAACAGGUUUAAUUUUUUUGUAUGCACACAUUUACUACCUCUAACUUCAUCAGCUAGUGUGGAAGUGGGUGCGCCUCAAACCUUUUACAUGUAAGAACAGCAACUUGGAUUUGGAGCCUUUCCUCCAAGCUGACAUAUACUUCACAUCUCAGUGGCAGCAUCCAUAGUGUAACUGAAGUAUCUCUGUACAGUGUUCCUCUGUGUUUUCUUAGCAUCUGACCUUCAUAUGUAGGCUCUGUUCCCCAGGCCCUGUCCUUGCCAUUUGCUGCUUGAAGCUGGGUAGCUUUUCUUGUAAAUUGCAGCAGUAGGAUUUCAGCAGCAACCCCUUGAGAUUUAUCUAAGAUGUUUGAGGAUGAGAGGGCAAGAACUAUAAACACUCAUUAAUUCCAGUAGUUUCCCCAGGGCCAGGCUGUGGCUCUGUAUUUAAUGAGCUUUCCCUUUAAAAGGAAUAAGAUUUAAUAUCAGUAUGAUUUUAGCUGGUGUGUCAAGGCAAAGAAAACACACUGCUUUGAUCAAGCCCAAGUGCUAAAGCAGCCUCUCUUUCUGUGUUAAAAUGAAAACAAAACAAAACAAAAGCAGAAUGUGACAUACAAACCGUUCUUACCUGUCCAUUAAAACAGCUCUUUCAACAAAUUACUGUUAAGUGCUGUGGAAUUGUGAACCUGUGCAAGCAUUUGAAUCUUUGGUCCCAAAGUUCAGAGUGUGCACUAGGUGCAAAAAAUCAAGCGGACUCAGAAUUACCCUUGGAAAAAUUCCUUUACCCAAUCAAGAAGUUGGCUUGCGUUAGGUUUUUUGUUUGUGUGUUUUAAAGCAGUGCAUAUAGUUAAAUUGCAUAUGGUUAAUGUACUCCAGAAGCAGCUUGAUUGUGACUUAUCUCUUAUCUCCGUAAAGGGCCAGAUAGUAAAUAUUGUAGGCUUUGUAGGUCAUGGGGUCUCUGUUGUAACUACUCAGCCCUGCUGUUGUAGUGAAGAAACACCCAGGAACCGUACUUAAAUGAAUGAGCUUGGCUGAUGUUCCAAUAAAACUUUAUUUACAAAAACAGCCUGCCUAGGCAGUAGCUUGAGGACUCUAAUUCUUGAGUAAGGGUUACUACAGUAUGUCCUGAAGGCAAAAGCUAUCUCAGUUUUUCAGCUUUCAGUGCUCAAAAACACAGUGCCUUGGCAGAGUGAGCACUCGAAAAAUGUGUGAGCAAAUGGAGAGCCAACCCUAGUCACAGCACCUAAUCCGUGGCUCUGAGUCUUCCAGCCAGUUAAUGAUUUGUUGUCUGAAUUGACUUGCAAUGUCAGUCCUCCAGUUCCAACCCACCCACCUCCAUGGCCUUAACUCAGCCAGCUUCUCUUCCAGGAGGCUGGGUUAUGGCUUGGAUAGAGAGCUAAGCAAAUGCUUAUUGAGGACCAGUGAGAGUCAAAUAAUAUGCAAGAUGCUGAGAUUUUUCUGAGCCAGUAGGAGAGCUUAUCCUACCUUCAAAACCUAGUUUUGUGCCUGCUAAAGCUGGUUAGAGCAUCUUUUUUUUCACAGAUUCUGGGCAUGCAAAAACAAAAGACAAAGAACCCCAGGACAUUCUGGCCCAAUUGGGAAGACAUCAGAGACCAUCUUCAAGAGCGAGUAGCAGGUGGAGGUCCAAGAGAUCAGCAGAGUCUGGAAUAUAGUCCCGUAUCUUCCGACAUAGAUGGAGAAACCAGGGUUUUGAAAGACAGACUCUCACAGUGACAGUGCUGGUUAGCAAGCUAGCUGCAGCUAGGAUUUGAAAGCUGCUGUUAUUUAGAGGAUCCCAGGGAUAAAAUUUAAAAUUAGACUAGAGUGUCAUGUCCCUUUCAGCUUUGCUAUUGUUUUGUUGUUUCUUUUUUUUUUCUUUUAAGCAGACUUUUAUGGAUGUAAGAAGGAAAAAAAAAAUCCCAACCCCAGGGCAUCUGAAUAUCCCUGCGCCUCCCCUCCCCUGAGGCACUGUGGGAAUUCAUCAUCAAAUGCAAACUUGGGGAACCAAGCCCGGUAAAGUGCCCUCGUUGUUAUCUUAGUGAUUUCCUUUCAUGCCAGCACAUUUGUCUGCUGUACUGGACAUGAUUUACAAAUCGACAUGUUUCCAAAGGCAUACGCAGCUUGUGUGGGGGGGAAAGGAGACAAAAUAUACAUAUUCUCCGCAUGGAUUUGUGCCUGUUAGUCCUGUUUCUAGUCUCAAGUAACCAUUUAACCUAGACGAGGUGGACCCUGGGUGGGGCCCAAAGGAGAGGCCUGUGUUACCAAUUUAUUUUUGCAUAUGUAUUCAGUUCCAUAUCAUCGUUUCAAAUAAAGUGGUUUCUUUCUU